AUGGAGUGUAAUCCUUCUCAGUUACCUGCGACACGGGACUCCAGCUGCUCUCCACCGAGCUCCAAACAGGACCUCCCAACAUUCAACCCCAACAUGAAACCCAACCAGGUCAGCGAGACCGCCCUGUAUGGAAUACCCAUAGUCUGUCUGGUGCUGGACGGUCAGGAGAGACUGUGCCUGGCGCAGAUCUCCAACACUCUGCUGAAGAACUACAGCUAUAACGAGAUCCACAACCGGCGCGUGGCUCUGGGCAUCACCUGCGUGCAGUGCACCCCGGUCCAGCUGGAGAUUCUGAGGCGUGCGGGCGCCAUGCCCAUCUCCUCGAGGCGCUGUGGGAUGAUCACAAAGCGCGAAGCAGAGAGGCUUUGUAAAUCGUUUAUCGGAGCCCACAACCCUCCAAAACUACCGGAGAAUUUUGCGUUUGAUGUUUCCCACGAGUGCACGUGGGGGAGCCGUGGUAACUUUAUACCAGCCAGGUACAACAGCUCCAGAGCCAAGUGUAUCAAGUGCUCCUUCUGCAAUAUGUAUUUUUCUCCCAAUAAGUUCAUAUUCCACUCUCACCGAACAUCAGAAUCCAAGUACACCCAGCCAGACGCUGCUAAUUUUAACUCCUGGAGGAGACACCUCAAACUGACCGACAAGGGCUCGCCGGAUGAUUUAGCUCAUGCGUGGGAGGACGUCAAAGCCAUGUUCAACGGGGGCAGCCGGAAGAGGACGCUGCCCAUGCACCGCCACGGGCCCGAACGUUCCUCUCCGUUAAAACCUCACCAAGGACCUUCCAACCUGCCCCGGAGAGGCUCACCGGAGAUCCCCCCUAAAAUCCUCCGCUGCGAGGACAACCGGGGAGGCAUGGGGAGUAUAGCGAGCAUCACGCGCAGCUAUCCCAUUAUCCCGGUGCCCAGCAAAAGCUACGGGAUGCUGCAGAACGUGAAGAUCCCUCCACCUCUCUUCCCACACCCAUACGGGUUUCCGGCCUUCUCGUUGUGUCAGAAGAAGGAUGACAGUGGUGUGAUGGGGGAGCCGAAUAAAGCCCACCUCUCUGGCGUCUUCUCCUGGCCGAGCACCAAGGACAGCGCCUACCACUCUUUCCCCAUGUUCUGGCCUACUGCAGACGGCCUGCCCAUACCGUCCUUCCCCCACCCCCACCAUCAGGCCCAGGCCCAGCCCAAACAGCCAUCGGAGGUCCUGUGCGCCAGACAGAGUGAGCAGGACGCAUCCGAGCAGAGUGACAGAAAUAGCAACACUCCGAAGGACAGUGUGGGGGAUAGUGAGCGGUGCUCCAGCACUCAGUCCACCCGGAAUGAGGAUGACAAGUCCGGGGAUGAGGCGAGGUCAAUGGACGGUAAAAUGCCCGUUCUACCCCGGAAGAUUAGCUAUGUCUCCGCAUUCAGACCCGUCCUCAAAGACACGGAGAGUAUAGCCAAACUAUACGGUAACCGGGGGAAGUACAACGGGGCUCGAGCUGGGUAUCUGUCACCUGAUUUCCUAAGCGAGAGCUCGAGCUACAGGUCCUUAUCGCCAGGCAGCGUGGAGAGCGUUGGCGAGACAGAUGUGGACGUGGAGACCAAUAAGUCACAGGAGGAUGAGGAGUCACUUCCGCACUCAAUUGAGGACUGCAGGAGCCCCCCUGUCCCUGUUCUAAGCCUUUCGCGCGGUGCAGGUUCACCAAACGGCCUUGAAUCCAUACCUGAGUCAGAGCAGGCCGCUGUGGUCGAUUCACAGAGAAUGAACCUACCUAUACAGGUGGUGCUGUCUUCAAAUAGAGAUAGACAUGGCAAACAGCUGCCGGUCUGCAAUAAGACCACGUCUUUUGAUGAAGUGUAUUCACCGGACAGGAACAGUCCAUAUGAGUUUGGUUCAGCAACGAAUUACCAGACAGACAAUGUGAAAUCGAAAGAUGACUGUGCCAGUAGAGAGGAGCCAUCUUCGACAGUGAAGGAGGUUGAAACGAAGUCGUAUAAGGGCCAAAGCCGGGAGGAGGGCCCGAGAGAAGCACUGAACGAGGACGAAUUGCAGAAACAACUCAUGGAGCAAGUGGAGCUAAGGAAGAAAUUGGAACGAGAAUUCCAACAUUUAAAAGAUAAUUUCAAUCAUCAGAUGAAAAGGGAGCUGUCCUACAGGGAGGAGAUGGUCCAGCAGCUUCAUAUUGUGAGAGACACAUUAUGCAGUGAGCUGGAGCGAGAGAAAAAGGCUCGCUAUGCUAUUCAACACAAGUUGAAAGAAGCUCACGACGCGCUACACCAAUUCUCCUGUAAGAUGCUGACUCCUCGUCACUGCACUGGAACCUGCUCCUUCAAACCUCCUCUUCUACCACCCUAGUCCCUUCCCACAGUCCGCCGUGGAGCCCCAUCCGAUUUGGAAAGCAAGACUACUACCACCCUAGCCCCUUCCCACAGUCCGCCAUGGAGCCCCAUCCGUUUGGAAAGCAAAACUACUACCACCCUAGCCCCUUCCCACAGUCCGCCAUGGAGCCCCAUCCGUUUGGAAAGCAAGACUUCUACCACCCUAGCCCCUUCCCACAGUCCGCUGUGGAGCCCCAUCCGUUUGGAAAGCAAGACUUCUACCACCCUAGCCCCUUCCCACAGUCCGCUGUGGAGCCCCAUCCGUUUGGAAAGCAAGACUACUACCACCCUGAAGACUAGGCGUACAGUAUCCAAAAUUCUAGGCAGGGUCUGAGUUAGGAUAGACAAUUUAACACGAGAGACAGGGUCUGAGUUAGGGUAGACAAUUUAACACGAGAGACGGGGUCUGAGUUAGGGUAGACAAUUUAACACGAGAGAGACUGGGUCUGAGUUAGGAUAGACAAUUUAACACGAGAGACAGGGUCUGAGUUAGGGUAGACAAUUUAACACGAGAGACGGGGUCUGAGUUAGGGUAGACAAUUUAACACGAGAGAGAGGGUCUGAGUUAGGGUAGACAAUUUAACACGAGAGACAGGGUCUGAGUUAGGGUAGACAAUUUAACACGAGAGACAGGGCCUGAGUUAGGGUAGACAAUUCCCAGUAACUUUACAAAAGUUUUUCCAGAAGUCCUGGUUGGAAGAUUCCUAGAAUCAGAAAGGAAUAAGCAGGAAACCCAGGAUUUCUGGGAAAGCUGGACAUUUUGGGAAAGCUACCGGAAUUUUGCAAACCUUGUCUGAGAAAUGAUGUGAUCAGCAUUUGAGAUCAUAAUACAUUAUAUUAUAUGGACAUGGAGGACCUGAUCCUAGGUCAGCACUGUUUUACUCUGAGAGGCUUUAUGAAUCCGGCACCUGGCCUCUAUCAAAUGAACACAUCAUUGUACCAGAGCAAUGCCUUGGCGUGAAGGAAACCUAGAGCCGUCAUUAGCCACUGCAUAAAAAAACCUAGAGCUGUCAUUAGCCACUGCAUUUAAUGAUAUUAAUUGUAACAUAUGAGAGAGUGUGUCUUCAGACUGUGUAUAAUUUAUAUAAAGUUAUAAAGUACAACAUGAAAAAUAUUAUAUGUUUAAAUGAAAAUAUGACCAUAACUUUUAUAAAUC
Molecule: messenger RNA, 3498 nt
Organism: Oncorhynchus kisutch (coho salmon)
Lineage: Eukaryota; Metazoa; Chordata; Actinopteri; Salmoniformes; Salmonidae
Product: SKI family transcriptional corepressor 1 homolog-B-like
Exons: 7
Coding region: 1-2319 (772 amino acids)
Biological process (GO): negative regulation of BMP signaling pathway; negative regulation of transcription by RNA polymerase II
Cellular component (GO): transcription regulator complex; cytoplasm; nucleus
Molecular function (GO): SMAD binding; RNA polymerase II cis-regulatory region sequence-specific DNA binding; DNA-binding transcription factor activity, RNA polymerase II-specific
Source: RefSeq, a predicted model, not a curated record